Molecule: messenger RNA, 7588 nt
Organism: Lingula anatina
Lineage: Eukaryota; Metazoa; Brachiopoda; Lingulata; Lingulida; Lingulidae
Product: C-myc promoter-binding protein
Biological process (GO): regulation of Rab protein signal transduction
Cellular component (GO): ESCRT I complex; cytoplasmic vesicle
Molecular function (GO): protein binding
Source: RefSeq, a predicted model, not a curated record
ACAGUAUAUUUAAAACAUGCAUAGAUUAAUGCAUGGUGUAAUGAUUUGAUAUUUUGUAACAUGACGCAGAUGUUUUCCUUGAAUUUCAUAUGUUCUCCAUUUCAUACUGGAGAUUUAAGCAACACGUAUUAAUACAUCAUCCUACUUUACAUUUCCUACAAAUUGUGUUGCCUGUAGUUGAUCAAUAAUAUGUUCAUUUUAAUUUCCUAUCUUUUCAGCUGACAAGGUAAUUGGUCUUCAUGGAUGAGAAGCGAGUGGCAGACUACUUUGUGGUAGCAGGACUGACCGAUCAAAUCUUGCCACUGGACGAAUUUUCAAAUGAGGCCAUUCUGAAGCCAAAUCACAAGCCUGAACCCAUAACAGACAUAGCAGUAAUAGUGAAAAGCCUUGGGGAACAGUGUCCAGAUGGAUUUACAUGUAUUGAAAAAACCCCUACGGGAUUUCCAGCAGAUUUGAAUCAUGGGAGUUUGCGCAGUCCUGAAGUUUAUAUUUGCAUACAGCGAGGGCGAGAUAAACCUCCAAUCACGGACAUUGGUGUUUUGUAUGAGGGGAAAGAGCGUGUGUUACCUGGAUGUGAGGUGAUGCACCUGACACCAUACGGAAGGCCUGCCAAUGUCAACAACAGUAACAGUAGUCGUACCUACAUCACGUAUCGCCGAGCCUCGGAGAACGCACCCAGUGACACACUGGCAGUCACUGAUGUCUGUAUUAUACUCACAAACAAGGGGGAGGUGGCCCCUCAUGCCUUCUGCCAAAUCCCAAAGACCCUCAAUAAGGGAAUGGUGGGAUCUGAUGUAUAUUUAUGUUAUAAGAAGUCCAUGACCAAAACCAAUGUGCUAGCAUACAAGCCAGGUAUAGUUUACAGAUACCCAGCAGUUGACUCUGAGGAAUUCCCUCUCCCAGCAUCUGUACCCCUGUUUUGUAUGCCUAUGGGUGCUAUGAUAGAGUGUUGGCCAGCCAAGGCCCACAGACCCAAACCUGUGUUCUCUACCUUUGUCCUCACUGGAGAUAGGUGGGAUAAGGUUUAUGGUGCUGCUGUCACAUUUUACGAAACCUACAAUGAGGAAAAACUUACAUCGGAACAGAGAAGAAAUUUAGGUUUAUUAGAAGAGCAUAAUAGUCAACCCAAAAUGUUGGUCCACGCCAACAAGUCCAUUUGCCUCUUGUCUCACUGGCCAUUCUUUGAUACCUUCAAAAGGUUUUUAACAGUGCUUUUCAAGAUGACGUUGAAUGGAAUUGAGAGUCCAGUGCCAAUAGAAAGGUAUAUUUCCCAUUUUAUGUGGGAUGUACCAUUCCCCUCUCCCUCAAGGCCUAGAAUUCUACUGCAGUUGGGCAGUGAUCUGAUAUCGUUAUCACAACCUGAGGAUACACCUUUGCGUCAAAGUGGUGCUUCUUUUUCUACCCUUCUCAAAAACCUUGGACCUGACAACUGCAUGAACGUUCUCCUGUUCUCAUUGCUGGAACAUAAGAUAGUGAUUCACUCUCUCAGGCCUGCAGUUCUCACCAGUGUGGCUGAAGCUGUGGUGACGUUGAUCUUCCCCUUCCAGUGGCAAUGUCCAUACAUUCCAUUAUGUCCUUUGGGCUUCUCAGAAGUGCUCAGUGCCCCCACUCCUUUCAUAGUCGGUGUGGACUCCAGGUAUUUUGACCUGUAUGACCCACCUCCAGAUGUGACAUGUGUAGAUUUAGAUACAAACACAAUCUCACAGUCUGAAGACAAAAAAUCUAUGAACUACAAGAUUUUGCCAAAGAAGCCAGUACGUGUAUUGAGAAACACACUGAUGCAUUUAUGUGAACAGCUGCAAACUCAAUCCCCAGCUACCGAUGUUGGCCAGAUGAGCUUGCUUGAUUCUGAUUUCAAGAAGAAGAAGAAAGAGCAACGUAUGGAGACUGCCAUCCAGGAAGCAUUUUUGCGUUUUAUGGCAUCUAUACUGAAAGGCUACAAGAACUACCUCAAACCAAUUACCAAGGCACCAAAUGACAGGACAACUGAUGCCUCCUCUCUUUUCGAUAUGUCAGGAUUUUUGAAAAGCCGGGAUAGAGCCUACCAAAAAUUCUUCACACAGAUGAUGAAGACCCAGAAUUUCUGCAGGUUCAUUGAAGAAAGAUCAUUUACUUCUGAAAAGAAUUCAAACUUGGUCUUCUUUGAUGAGUGCACAGAAAAGGUGGAUGAAAACAAAGAUGAACCAAGACUAAUUGAAAUCGACGAUUCACAGAAGAGUGAGAGAACUGUUGUGAUCACGCCUCCUGACCCCGCAGACUUCCCAGAGGGAAGUAGUUUUCGAUACAAAGGAUUCCCUGAAUUGAAGGAGGAAUUGUUUUUAAAACAGGAUAACAACACCUUCAAGACCCCCAGCAAACAGGGGCCCUGUCCUAAUGGGCCUAUGGCGAGGAGAUCCAACUAUGAGAUAAAGUCAGCACAGAAGACCGCACAGAAGCAUGCUGAGACGCCAGUGUUGUGGGCCAAGUGUCUCCUGGCACACACCUACAGCCUGUGGUUCAUCCACCUGCCAGCCUAUGUCCAUGUCACCCCAACCAAGAACAGAGCUCUCAGGAUAGCAUACAAUGUGCUCAUUAAGAUGCAGACAGCCAGACUACAACCUCCUGAUGAGGUGUGUUACCGUGUGAUGAUGCAGCUUUGUGGUCAGUACCACCAGCCAGUGCUUGCUGUUAGAGUGCUGUUUCAAAUGAAGCGCUGUGGAAUCCAGCCAAAUGCUGUCACGUAUGGGUAUUACAACAAGGCUGUCCUUGAGAGCAAAUGGCCAGCUGCAGCAUCCACUGCAUACAUCAUGUGGAACAAGCUACGCAAUGUUGUCAUGGCCAUCGCCCAGUUGCGAAAAGGCUUGCGGAGACGCAGUAUGUCUAUUUCUUCUAUGAACUCGGACAGUGAGUAUGAUCGACUCAGCAGAGCCAGUCUUGAUAGCAUUUUGGAUGAUGUGCAGCCCUUGCCUGAGAAAGCAGAGCCAGCAGCUAAGAAAGCACCUGAACAGUUUGAAGAUUUGGUGAAGUUUGAUGGCCCUGAAGAAAAGCAAAGUACAGGUGCUUUGUCAGACAAAGGUUACAGUUCUAUGACAUUGGAGGAUGCCAAAAACAUCUCUGUAGCCAUCAGCACUGGGUCUAUGGACAGGAUAGGGGAACAGGACGAACAGGAGACCGACUCUGUGGACAAGUGCUCCACGCCAAGGUCCAAGAAUCAGAGAUCAAAGAGAGGACAAAGAGGCCUUUCUAAAAAUGGAGAUCGCCAUGUGACUCUCCAGAUAGACCCGGUAGCUGAAGAGUUUAGGGCUAGAGUUGGCAGCAUAGUGAGAAACUCUGUUAGCAGUUUUGGAAGCAAUAGCAGCAUGGGGACAUUACAAGGAAGCACAUUGGGCAGUUCUGCUGGUCUUCUGAUCACAGCCAGUCGGACGUCUAUCCGCAGUGAUGAAGCCCUUGUUCUGGAUAUUGACUUGAACAACAGCUUAAGUGGGGACAAUGAAGUGAAAGACAGCAGGAGGAAGAGGCACCAUAGCAUGCCAAAUUAUGCUCAGAAAGUUUUGAACAGUUUCAGUAGCUGGAGACCUAGGCAUCGCAGUGGAGAACCCGGAGGACUACUCUGGCUUAAUUCAAAGUACAAUAUAGAAAAUGACCCUCUCUUUGAGAAUGAUGUGUUUGAGAAAAACCCAGAUCAUUUGGAAAAAGAUCCUACUAAAGAAAGAUCAAAGAGCCUCUCUUCAGGUACUAAAGGUUUCAUGGAUUAUUUCAAAAAUGGGAAAGAUAAGCACAGGAAAAGAAAUAGGGACAGAAACACAGAUGCUGGUAGUAAAGAAGACCUUUUGUCUCCAAGGGAUGAUGUGUUUUCUAGUAGCAGAGAAGACUUGUUGUAUGACAGUUUAAAAGGAAAGAGCCAGUCAAACGAAUUGCUUGUUGACAUAGACAGUACGAGCUCAACAGAUUGUGUACAGUCAAAUAACAAAGAAGAUGAAGAGCCUAACUCUGAUUCUCAUCAUGAUGUUUCUUUGUUAAGUGAGGACCAGGUUUUCAUAUCUGAGGAAGAAAUUGAUGAACAAAAAACACCAACUCCUGAAAAUAAUAAGCCUUCAUCGCCUACAAUUGGAAAAGUGGAAAAAAUUCCAACUCCUGUGACUGAAAAUGACCCUCUUGGAGCUUUUCUUUCUGCAUCUGUAGAUUCUACUGCAGGAACACAGAAAGGUGAAGUUUUUAGCGAAUUGCAAAAAGCUGGUAUUGCAGACCAAUCCAAACCUAUUUGCUCAAGUGGACCUUUAAUAGACGUGGAGCCAUUUUCUAAGCCUCCUCGGGACAAUAGGAUGUUCACAAUAGCUGAAAAUGAGGCAGACAACGCACGCAAAGCAGUAGAUCCGGAGACCCAGUCUCGGACCAGCACGGACAGCAAUAGCACACAAGAUAGUGAACAAUCCAGUUCAAGGAAGCAGAACUUCAAAAGUUUGUCCCUGAAACGCUUCAUGGACAAGAACCCAGAUUGGGAAUUGGAUGGCACCCCCCGGAAUGACAAGGAGUGCAUAUCCCGCAGUAAAAGCAUGACAUUUGGAGUACGGACCGGUGAUACUUUGUCCCCAGCAUCAAGUAAUGGCAGCCUGCAGGAAAAAUCCCCCAGCAGCAGUUUUAGUAGGUUUGCUCGAGCAGGAUCUUUCAGGAAACUGAUAAGUUCUGCACAGAACAUUGCUAAACAUGCCUCUAAUGCUAUGAGUGAUAAAUUAAAUGAAUGGAAGCAGAAUAUGGGGACCCCUACUUCCUCUCUGCAGACAGGGUCUGGUCUUACAAGCUCUGGCAGUAUGAAUUCACUACGCAAAUCACAGGAUAGUCUUGCUUCAGACUACCAAGAUGGAUUGAAGACGUCUAAAAUGCAAGCCAGUACAGAUUCUUUGAACAAGGGAUCAGAACAGGUUUCUAGAGACAAGGACAAAUAUGGUGCUGAAGACUUGCGCAGGGCUGCAGUGAACAGGCAGCAAGCUAUGUUUUCUCAGUUUGGAAGUGCUCCAAGCAGCAGAUCCUACCUUGAGCAGUACAUUCCAGCAAACAACUUCGAUGCCUCUUCAAAGUUCAGCUCCACACAGAGUCUGUCGCAUAUAAUUGCCAAUGUAGCCAUGGAAGUGGAAAUGAGCAGCUGCUGCCGUUGCAAUGGCUGCAAGUCGCUGCUGUACGAUGAACAGAUCAUGGCUGGGUGGAGUGCAGAUGACUCCAAUUUGAACACCACUUGCCAGUUUUGUGGAGCAAACUUUGUGCCUUUCUUAAACAUAUAUGUUAAGAACUACAAGGGUCAUGAUACAGCGUCAAAAUUGAAAUCUCUCAGCAAGUCGGUGGAAAGCAUGAGAAGUGUCCAGUCGGUGCCUAAUGCUAAUAGCAGAAGUGAACGUGGAGGAGAAGGCUCAGAACUUCCCACCAGCAAUGCAAGCGUGUCCUCCUCAGUCUCGGACUUAAAUGACAUUUUGCUCUAUGAUGACAAAACAGUGGAUAGCCCUCCCUCGUCCUUCAUGAACAGCCCCAGGCAGCUUAUCCCAAGCAGAUUAAACUUUCACCUUAAGGCAACUAAGCAAGUUUCGGAUGAAAUUAACAUGAGUCCAACAUCUACGACUGUGGGGCCAAUGUGUAUUCACCAUCAAGCUCCAGGGGGACGUAGGCGCUGUACCAGUGAGUGUCACACUGCGACUACAGAGCGCCAUAUGGCUUUAUCUCCUUCCAACUCGACUGUUAGUGAUUCAAUUGACGAGGAACAGGAGAGACAUGAUAGUGAUAUAUCUGAAGGGGAGAACAUGGAAAGUAAACCAGAGGAGGAGCCAAUUAGAGUCCCAUAUCUCAGUCCACUUGUCCUGAGAAAAGAACUGGAAAAUGUUCUUGGCAGUGAAGGAGACCUGUCUCUAUCUAGGGAUGAGUUCCUUGAUGAACAUCCUAUUAUCUUUUGGAAUAUGGUGUGGUAUUUCAAGCGGUUAGAUGUUCCCAGUCACAUGCCAGGCUACAUUAUGACAGCUAAGAGCAUUAACAAGGAAAAAGAAUCUAGCCAACAAGCAGAUGAUAAACUUGUUCUUGUGAGACUCAAAUGGGAUAACAUUAGACUGCAUGACGAGGUUGGACAGCCUAUGUACAAACUAUGGACCAGCAAAAGUCCAUCUGCUGCAGUCAAUGCCUUGGUGACUGAGUCCCAGGCUUUCUCUAAGAGCAUUCUUCAGCAGAUUGUGACCAGCAUCCAGUGUAAUGAUAUGUUCAGCCCAAUCAAGAUUGUGAUUCAUGAGAGACAUCGCCGCAAUAAGAAUAAGAGAUACAAACACCGCAGCAUGUAUAGGGAAAUAUGUUUCCUUUCAUUUUCUGCCUGUGGAAGAGAAAAUAUUGAUCAUGAUGCCUUUGACCGUGAAUACAAACUGGCAUUCCGUAAACUUACACCCAAGGAUAUCUCCCGCCUCCAGACAGACGACAGACCUCCCAAUGCCUCUGUCAUCUGGUGUAGGAAGAUGUUCAGCGAAUUAGAAAUCUAGAUAACUUCCUGCUCUGAUAUAAGUUUCCUGUAUCAGGAGUUGGAUACUGUGGAAUGAAUGUGUAUUGAAUGAAGCAUUUUGGCUAUGAACAUGCAAUAACACUGUGGAAUUUCAAGCAUUAUUUCGCUUAUAUAUUAAAAUGCUACUCUUGAGGAGCUUCCAAUCAAAGUGGGUGACAUUGUCCUUUGAAAAGAAGUACCAGCUGGAAUCUGAACUGUGACUGCCAGUAGUGAGGGGAAAUGGUCUUAUAUUUUUGCAUUGAGAUUAACUGUGGUUAUUAACGCAUUAUUCAGCAUGUUUAUUAAUUAUCACUAAAUAUAAUAAUGUCUUGACAAAGUAAUUGGUGCAAUAUUUUAUAUGAUGUUACACAACUAUUUAUCCUGAUAUGUAAUGAAAACAUGAUGUUCAAGUUGUGUGUAUUAUUUUAGGUGAAAAGUUUGUUUUAUCACCACUGCAGUAUUGAUGGUCUGAGGGCAGUUUGUAUCAUGAUAUAUUAUGAUAAAAAGCAAUUUUUCUGUAUUAAAUAAUUUUCAUAUCUCUCAAAUUUUUAACUUAGUAAGUGAAUAUAUUGUGUGUUUGAGUAAUGUUUUGGAAUUGGUACGUUUGUAAUAAAAAAGACACAAAGGAACUUUAUACAAACAUUUUAAUGGGCAGACUGUAUCACGUUGUAAGUGAUAUAGAGACUGGUAGAUAAUGUUUUCUUUCCUUUAUUUUUCUUUCAUUUUGACUGACUUUUGAAUUCAAUUCUGCAGAAAUAGUGAGUUUGAGACAUGAUUUUGAAUUGUUCUUUAUAUUUAAAAAAAUCAAAAAUAAUUUAAAACAUGGUGCAGCGGUAUUCAUAAUUCAGUUUCUAGGACAGUUGUUCAUUUUAGAAUGAGUAAAGUAUUAAAAGAACAAUUUAAGAUCAUUCUCAGACAUGAAGUAUGUUUUAACACUGCAGUUCAUCUUGCCUUUCUUUCUUUGCGGUGUAGUACGUGAUAAUGGUGCAUUUGUAAAUAGCACAGUGAACACUGCCUUUUGUGCCUGUGGUGUGAUGUAACUCAUAGAAUUUGUGUUGUAAAAAGCAAUAACUGUGACCAAUAAAUGAAAAGGUCAAAACUGUAAAA